CAGUACAAAUCUCCUGCAAAAACUUCUGAAUUUCAUUUGAGCCGACUCUCUGUUUCCAAUGCACUGUUUGAGAGUGAGGAGGAGAGUGAUAGUGAAAGUGAGAGUGAGGAGGAGAGUGAUAGUGAAAGUGAGAGUGAGGAGGAGAGUGAUAGUGAAAGUGAGAGUGAGGAGGAGAGUGAUAGUGAAAGUGAGAGUGAGGAGGAGAGUGAUAGUGAAAGUGAGAGUGAGGAGGAGAGUGAUAGUGAAAGUGAGAGUGAGGAGGAGAGUGAUAGUGAAAGUGAGAGUGAGGAGGAGAGUGAUAGUGAAAGUGAGAGUGAGGAGGAGAGUGAUAGUGAAAGUGAGAGUGAGGAGGAGAGUGAUAGUGAAAGUGAGAGUGAGGAGGAGAGUGAUAGUGAAAGUGAGAGUGAGGAGGAGAGUGAUAGUGAAAGUGAGAGUGAGGAGGAGAGUGAUAGUGAAAGUGAGAGUGAGGAGGAGAGUGAUAGUGAAAGUGAGAGUGAGGAGGAGAGUGAUAGUGAAAGUGAGAGUGAGGAGGAGAGUGAUAGUGAAAGUGAGAGUGAGGAGGAGAGUGAUAGUGAAAGUGAGAGUGAGGAGGAGAGUGAUAGUGAAAGCCGCCGUACUGUCGAAUCCUCCGAAGAAAGUGAGAGUGAGGAGGAGAGUGUUAGUGAAAGUGAGAGUGAGGAGGAGAGUGAUAGUGAAAGUGAGAGUGAGGAGGAGAGUGAUAGUGAAAGUGAGAGUGGGGAAGUUUUGAUGAGGAUGAUAGUGAGGUUUUGCGAGGUCGGCAAACCUUUCUGGAACACGUCAGAGCUGAUCAGCGUCGAGAAAAUUAUCCUAGACCUGAUCAAAGAUGGGAAGACUAUAGGCAUGAUCAGCGAUGGCAGGAUUACUGUAGACCUCGUCAACGAUGGGAGGAUUAUCGUAGACACAGCCCACAACAGGGAGAUUAUAGACCCGAGAUGUGUACCCUCAAGCCGAGGGACAUCCCCAAGAAUCUCAUAUUCAAAGACAAAGGAAGCUGGUCUUUCUUUAAGAAACGCUUUAUGGCAUUUACUGAAGAGUAUGAGCUCUCACCAAAAGCUAGAAUCGAAACACUCUGUUGGUGUGUGGAGGGACCUGCGGCUGAUUUCUAUGUGA
This is a messenger RNA of Anneissia japonica, 1131 nucleotides long. RefSeq names its product clumping factor B-like. NCBI's taxonomy places the organism in Eukaryota, Metazoa, Echinodermata, Crinoidea, Comatulida, Comatulidae. The annotation marks the transcript as partial. The record is from RefSeq and is a predicted model, not a curated record. The transcript is spliced from 2 exons.